UUUUUUCGAAUCUUUCCUUUUUCUCUUUAUAUUUACCGCUUGUUUUCUCUUUUAUUAUAUAUUAUACUUUUCUUUCUUAAAACUUUUUUUUUUUUUUAAAUAAAAAUGUCCACUGCACCAGUAUCUGCUGCUUCUAAUACUUCAAAAGCUCCUAUGAUAUCAAGAAAUCCUCCUCAUAAGUUUGCUGGCAAUUAUAAUCUUGAUGUCGUUGACCAUGGUUGGUAUGGUUCCAUGUUAAAUUCAUUUGGUGCUAUUGUUGGUACUCUUGGUUCGAUUCCUCUUUGUUUUUGUUUCCCAAAUCCUUACAAAUCAAUUGAUCAAGGUUAUGUUGGUUUAGUCACUCGUUAUGGAUCAUUCACGAAGGCUGUAGAUCCUGGUUUGGUGAAGAUCAAUCCAUUCACAGAACAUGUACAUAAAGUUGAUAUCAGAGUUCAAGUAGAUCAAAUUCCCAAGCAAAUAAUCAUGACCAAAGAUAAUGUGAAUGUACAAAUUGAUAGUGUCUUAUAUUGGAGCAUUGUUGAUCCUUAUCAAUCAGCAUUCGGUGUCAGUGAUGUUCAUCGUGCAUUGAUUGAACGUACUCAAACCACUUUACGACAUGUCCUAGGUGCUAAAGUAUUACAAGACUGUAUUGAAAAUCGAGAAGCCAUUGCUAUGGAAAUUCAAAAUGUUACUGCUCCUAUUGCCAAACAGUGGGGUGUCAAGAUAGAAUCCAUUUUGAUCAAAGAUUUGAAUUUUUCAAAGGAUUUACAAGAAUCAUUAUCAUCUGCCGCUCAAGCACAACGUGUAGGUCGUAGCAAAGUCAUUGCUGCCAAAGCAGAAGUCGAUUCAGCAAAACUCAUGCGAGAAACUGCAGAUAUAUUAAGUACCGAAUCAGCUCAACAAAUUCGUUACCUGGAAACAAUGAAAGCUCUGGCAAAAUCUCCCAAUACUCGUGUCAUCUUUUUACCUCACAAUCCAUCUGACAAGAAUCCAACUGAUCCAUCCAAUAGUAGCAACCUUUUGUAUGCUAAUCUUGCUCAAAUCAAGUGAUUCUUCUUUUUCUUCUAUAACUCUUUUAUAUUUUUCUUUAUUAUUAUUUUCUCUAUAGUUAUUUACUCACUUAUAGUUAUUAUUAUAAUUUUUUUUAAUAACAACACAAUUGAAUUUUAUCUUUGUAAACGAUUUUUAUUCAUGCGCGGAGUGCAGAUUCUCACCCAGGAAAGAGGUACAAAAAAUCUUUUUUUUUUUUUU
Halteromyces radiatus is the source of this 1230-nucleotide messenger RNA. Its product is annotated as stomatin family protein. The record is from RefSeq and is a predicted model, not a curated record. Gene Ontology annotation, cellular component: plasma membrane. The coding region runs from base 106 to 1029 and encodes 307 amino acids. The transcript is spliced from 7 exons. Lineage: Eukaryota; Fungi; Mucoromycota; Mucoromycetes; Mucorales; Cunninghamellaceae.